Messenger RNA from Bursaphelenchus okinawaensis, 2768 nucleotides. The record is from the annotation of a GenBank genome assembly. Lineage: Eukaryota; Metazoa; Nematoda; Chromadorea; Rhabditida; Aphelenchoididae.
AUGAAUCAGCUUUUACUUUUUACUUUUUUUAUUUUUACUAAUUUACACAUUGUGGGUAGUGUAAUAUACGAUGCUGGUGAGUACACAACUGUAACAUAAAGCUUAUCUGCUCAAUUAAAAAAUAGUGCUAUUUUGAAUGAUUUUAAGACAUUUUAAAACGUUUUUUACAAAUUUUGAACUUUCCAAACAUUUUUUUACAAUUUUUAUAUUAACCAUGAUGACUUAUAGAAAAAGGUACAAUAACAGCUAAAUUCGGUGACAAAGUAGCCAGUGAUGACAUUAUAUUAGAAAUACAGCCACUCUCCAAUGAAGUACGGGUGUUUGGCCAAGAAUGUGAAAAAGCUGAUUCAUGUACACAACAAUGGCACCCUACUUUUGAUGUUGAGUAUGGUAACUUUAUAUUACAGUACGAAGCCCUAGCUUUGGUCCUAGCACAGAGCCCUAGCCCAGAGCCCUAGCCCAGAGCCCUAGCCAGAGCUCUAGCCCAGAGCCCUAUCCCAGAGCCCUAGCCCAGAGCCCUAGCCCAGAGCCUUAGUUAAGCUUUCUAGUUCAAAGCCUUAGCACGAAGCCUUAACCAAGAGCCUUAGCUCUAGCUUUAGCCCUAAAGUUAGGUUCUAACCCUAGCCUUGACAUUUAGUUUUUUUUGCUUAAAACUGACGUAUUUUAGAAAAAACACGGCUAAAAAAGGAAAAGAACUGACAGAAAAUGGCUUGAAAUGCACUGUAUACGAUGAUGUUACAGUAAAAUUUGGUAAAGCUGAAACCAAACUGACAGUCGGAGUUUAUGAUGGGAUAACCGAUGAUGCUCAAAUACUGCCUCACUAUUCCGAUGGUAAAUUUGGCAUUGGCUUGGAUUCAAAAAUUUUAAAUGAACUCAAUUUUGUGAAACUUGUCAAUACCCAGAAUGCUUCGUCACAGUUUCUAGUGUUCGUUCCUAAACAUCCGACGGUAAGUGAAGAUUAUUGUAGAAGCAAGAAAAAAUAUUCUGUAGGGUUAGGUAGGGUAGGGUAGAAUAGGGUAGGGUAGGGUAGAGUAGGGUAAGGUAGGGUAGGGUAGGGUAGGGUAGGGUAGGGUAGGGUAGAAUAGGGUAGGGUAGGGUAGGGUAGGGUAAGGUAAAGCAGGGCAGGGUAGGGUAGGGUAGAAUCGGGUAGAGUAGGGUAGGGUAGGGUAGGGUAGGGUAGGGUAGGGUAGGGUAGAAUAGGGUAGGGUAGGGUAGGGUAGGGUAGGGUAGAGUAGGGUAAGGUAGGGUAGGGUAGGGUAGGGUAGGGUAGGGUAGGGUAGGGUAGGGUAGGGUAGGGUAGGGUAGGGUAGGGUAGGGUAGGGUAGGGUAGGGUAGGGUAGGGUAAAGCAGGGCAGGGUAGGGUAGGGUAGGGUAGGGUAGAAUCGGGUAGAGUAGGGUAGGGUAGGGUAGGGUAGGGUAGGGUAGGGUAGGGUAGGGUAGGGUAGGGUAGGGUAGAAUAGGGUAGGGUAGGGUAGGGUAGAGUAGGGUAAGGUAGGGUAGGGUAGGGUAGGGUAGGGUAGGGUAGGGUAGGGUAGGGUAGGGUAGGGUAGGGUAGGAUAGGACAGGGUAUAGUAGAGUAGGGUAGGGUAGGGUUCCUCGCAGUAAAAUAAAACCAAAUCCUAGCGCUCGCAGUCAUUUGUUGGGUCGUUUUACACCGAGGCAACUAUUAUAUAAAAUUACAAUGUUACAUAAGAAAAAGUUGCGUAAUAUCAUUUCUUGCAAUUUCUCUAAGGCUAUCUUGUUAUAUCAUGUAUAUUAAGUAAUUGCGCACAUUUUUUAAACAUUUUUUUUAUUUCUGAAACUUAGCUUUAGCUGUCCCGCAGAGCUAUACCUUGAUCUAAGGCUGGGGCUGGGGCUGGGGCUGGGGCUGGGGCUGGGGCUGGGCCGGCCGGGCUGGGCUGGGCUGGGCUGGGCUGGGCUGGGCUGGGCUGGGCUGGGCUGGGCGGGACUGGGUUGAUCUGGGUUGGGCUGGGCUGGGUUGGGCUGAACUGGGCUGGGCUGGGCUGGGCUGGGCUGGGCUGGGCUGGGCUGGGCUGGGCUGGGCUGGGCGCUGGGCUAGGGCUGAAGCUAAGGCUAAAGCUAAAGCUAAGGCUGAGGCUAGAACUGAGGAGUAUGUAGUUAUAACUUGUUCGUUUUUUAGCGUUCGAAGUCAGUUGGGAAGAUGGAAAUAGGUAAGAACGAUGAAGAAGCUUGUGGAAAGAUAACCUUAGAAAGCGUAGUGAAAGACAGCAAUGGAUUUAGCGCUUGGGCUACUGAUUCAAAGUAGGUUAUCUAAAAAAAUAAAAAAAUUUUUUUUUAUUUUAAAAAUUUUUAAAAUGUAAGGCUUAUAUUUAAAAUUCAGAGCCACCUUUGACGAUAAAACAGAAGAUAUCAAACUGUUCUUCUCCUUUACAUCAACCCACAAGUUCUCCACCUCUUUAAUCGAAAAAUACUUUAAAAAUGACAAUGUUAAUCAAGAACAAUAUCAUGAGAUGAAGGACAUAACUAUAACACUUCAAAAUCUCAAUGUUACAGUACCCAAAGACCAGCUUUACAAAAAAGACGGUCAGUACUACAAAAAAUUGUUUUUACCGACCAACGGCGAGUUUGAUGUUGAGUUAGGCAAUCCAGUUCUAAAGGAUUAUUGUGUGAAGCUAACCAAAUUUGAGGAUGCUAGUCAUAAUAUUGUCUUCCAAAUUGGACUUGGAUUAAGAAAGAAUUCUGCAAGUAUUAUUGGCUAUGGCAGUUUUGUUAUGUUUUUGAUGUUUUACUUGGUAAACGCUAACUAA